CUGAAGAAUGGGAAUAAACACGAAUAAAUAACAAAGGGAGGCCGCGCGCCGGGAUGCGUCGGGCUGCAGUCGAGCGGCUAUUGUCUCCCCGCCCUGGCGUCCUCCGCCCGCUCCGGCCCUUUCCCUUUGCUUCCUUAUUUUCUAUUUUAAAGAGACGCCCCCUCCAGCCCCCUCGCCAGUGACCUUGGCCGCCGCGGAUGCUCUGAUUCCCCGCGGCCGCCGCCAGCUUGUCCCGCGCCGGCCGGGCCCAUGGCCGCGUCCGAGGACGGGAGCGGCUGCCUCGUGUCGCGGGGCCGCUCGCAGAGUGACCCCAGCGUCCUCACCGACUCCUCGGCCGCCUCCUCCGCGGACGCAGGGGAGAACCCAGAUGAGAUGGAGCAGGCUCCCCCGGUGCGUUCUGAGUAUCUCGUCUCAGGGAUUCGAACUCCCCCCGCGAGGAGGAACAGCAAGCUGGCCACCCUGGGCAGGAUCUUCAAGCCCUGGAAGUGGAGGAAAAAGAAAAAUGAAAAGCUGAAGCAGACAACGUCAGCGCUGGAGAAGAAGAUGGCCGGCAGGCAAGGCCGGGAGGAGCUCAUCAAGAAGGGUCUGCUGGAGAUGAUGGAGCAGGAUGCUGAAAACAAAGCGGGCAACCCCGGUGGGGGCCCCCGAGCUGUGCAGAGUGAAGCGUGCACCCCCAAGCAGGAGCCGCCGCCCUCGGGGGACACCCCACCUGGGAGCCCCAUGGCCGCCGGGACUGACCCGGCCUCCCCGGAGGAGGCCCCCACCUCGGACGCCCACCCGGACGACGCAGCCAAGAUGCCAUCAGCAUCCAACGGAGGGGAAGAAGGAGCUGACAGCAGCGUCCUGCCCGCCCCAGACGAGCCCUCUCAGGCCUCAGCCAGGUCUGACUCCUCAGGCAGUCCUCACAGACCCCUGGAGAGAUCCGUGGGCCAGCUCCCCAGCCCCCAACUGCUGCCCACCCCCCCACCCAAGGCAAGCUCCAAGGUCAUGAAAAACAUCACAGCCCCAGGCCAGGCUGCUCUCCUCCAAGGCCCUGGCGGGAAAAGUGCGGACCCUGCGCUCCGAGGACAGCUCUCCACCCCCACGGGGUCUCCGCACCUCACCUCCGUCCACAGGCCGCUGCCCCCCAGCCGGGUCAUCGAGGAGCUGCACCGGGCGCUGGCCACAAAGCACCGUCAGGACAGUUUCCAAGGAAGGGAGAAUAAAGGGUCUCCGAAGAAGCACUUGGACGUCCGUCUGUCGAGAACCUCCAGCGUGGAGCGGAGCAAGGAGAAGGAGGAGGCGUGGGGCUUCGACGGAACCUUGGAGAACAAACGGACGGCAGUGAAAGACCCGGAGGAGAACAAGGAAAACUUGAUCAUCGAUUCCGAGCUCUCGGAGGACCUGCUUUUGUAUCAGGAUGAGGAGGCUCUGAACGACUCCAUAAUCUCUGGAACACUGCCCAGGAAAUGCAAGAAGGAGCUCUUGGCAGUGAAGCUGAGGAACCGGCCAAGCAAGCAGGAGUUAGAAGACCGGAAUAUUUUCCCCAGGAGGACGGAUGAAGAGAGGCAGGAGAUUCGGCAGCAGAUUGAAAUGAAACUCUCCAAACGGCUGAGCCAGAGACCUGCCGUGGAGGAACUGGAGAGGCGGAACAUCUUGAAACAAAGGAAUGAUCAGACAGAGCAGGAAGAAAGAAGAGAAAUCAAACAAAGAUUGACAAGAAAGCUGAAUCAGAGACCUACAGUUGAUGAACUAAGAGACAGAAAAAUUCUGAUACGAUUCAGUGAUUAUGUAGAAGUGGCAAAAGCACAGGACUAUGACAGGAGAGCAGACAAACCCUGGACCAGACUUUCAGCGGCAGAUAAGGCAGCAAUUCGUAAAGAACUAAAUGAAUACAAAAGUAAUGAAAUGGAGGUACAUGCAUCAAGCAAGCAUUUGACAAGAUUCCACAGACCAUAGAGAUUUUCUUCUGAGAAGAAUUUGUGUUUAAUUUUUGAUACCAACACUGAACAGUCAUCAGGGGACUUUCCUGAAGUUCAGCUCAAUAUUACCUGAUGUGUUUGUGAAGGAAGCAGGACCACACACACAGGUGAAAUCUUUGCUGCACUUACCUGCAAGAGGAGUACCAGAGGACACGUUUCACUCUUUGGUGUCUGAAGAGUGUGACCUGUUGGGGUCAGUUAAGACCCAAAGUAACCCUACCAGAAGAAAACUGUCAUUUGCCUUUCAGCCUUGUUUCACAUGGUUUCGCAGAAUAACUGGGAGCGGGAGAUGUGCAUGUGCAGGCAUACCAUUCCAAGGCCUCUGACAUAGUGGACAUGUGAUGCCGUGUCCUUCAGUAUUAUGUUGAAAAGACAUUUUUAUUCUGAUCAAAAUUAAUUUGGAAACUCUUUAAGUUUGUGUUAUACAAAAUGAUUUACUGUAUUAUACUUUUUGUUUUUUUUUUAUAUAAUGUCUAACAAAAAAUACAGUUGCAACAUUUUGAUUCCUGUUAAUUUUGUUCUUUAAUUAAAUGACUACUUAUUGCAGGAAAUGAA
This is a messenger RNA of Choloepus didactylus (southern two-toed sloth), 2516 nucleotides long. RefSeq names its product phosphatase and actin regulator 3 (gene PHACTR3). Gene Ontology annotation, molecular function: actin binding. The record is from RefSeq and is a predicted model, not a curated record. NCBI's taxonomy places the organism in Eukaryota, Metazoa, Chordata, Mammalia, Pilosa, Megalonychidae. Bases 250 to 1938 code for a protein of 562 amino acids. Gene Ontology annotation, biological process: actin cytoskeleton organization. The transcript is spliced from 13 exons.